Gadus chalcogrammus (walleye pollock) is the source of this 1914-nucleotide messenger RNA. It is a transcript of the gene rbp4, whose product is annotated as retinol binding protein 4, plasma. Gene Ontology annotation, molecular function: retinol transmembrane transporter activity; retinol binding. Gene Ontology annotation, biological process: retinol transport. The transcript has 6 exons. NCBI's taxonomy places the organism in Eukaryota, Metazoa, Chordata, Actinopteri, Gadiformes, Gadidae. The record is from RefSeq and is a predicted model, not a curated record. Bases 103 to 690 code for a protein of 195 amino acids.
GAGUGGGGCUGCAGUAUAUAAAGCCAGAUCAGACCAGAUCAGAUCAGACCGCACAGGAGUGAUCCCCACCUUUCUUCUUCUAGCUCAAACGUGACAACGAGAAUGCUGCGUUGGUUUGUAGCGUUGUGCGCGCUGGCCGGGUGCUGGGCGCAGGACUGUCAGGUGGCCAACGUCCAGGUCAUGCCGAACUUUGACCGAUCCCGGUACGUGGGAACUUGGUACGCCGUGGCCAAGAAGGACCCCGUGGGCCUGUUCCUCCGGGACAACAUCGUGGCCACCUUCGCCAUUAGGGAGGACGGCACAAUGACCGCCAGUGCGGAAGGCCGAGUCAUCAUCCUCAAUAACUGGGAGCUGUGCGCUAAGAUGUUCGCCACCUUCGAGGACACCCCCGACCCCGCCAAGUUCAAGAUGAAGUACUGGGGCGCAGCCACCCACCUCCAGACCGGAGAUGACUUGCACUGGGUGAUCGACACUGAUUACGAAAACUACGCCGUCCACUACUCGUGCCGGGAGAUCGACUACGACGGCACCUGCCUGGACGGAUACUCCUUCAUCUUCUCCCGCCACCCCACUGGCCUGCGGGCUGAGGACCAGCGCAUCGUGACUCAGAAGAAGAUGGAACUCUGUCUGCUUGGCAAAUACAGACGCGUCGAGCACAACGGUUAUUGCCAGAUAGAACCGCAGGCGUAAAAGUACAAAUGAACAUAUCAAUAAUAUAACAUUAAAGACAAAGGGGAGCUAUGUCGCUGGUCAGUAAUGGACAAUACUCACAAUACUACUGGUUGCGUGUUGAUUUCUUUUAACACUUUUCACCAGCAGAAGUAGAACUUUGACCUUCAACAUAGGCUUUAAGAACAUUAUUUCACCCGGAGACUUUCCUCCUUCUGGAAUGUCACUUUACACCUCAAUCGCGAGACGCGGAUCUUAAAGCUCAGACAUGGACAGUAUAUACCUAAAAUACUUCUCACCCUUACUUUGUGUAGUGACUUUGUACUUUGUUCUUCUGUAGCAGUUUUGGGUCAGCCGUACUACCUUGUGAAAUAAAAUAUUAUCACCAAACUGCUUCCUGUUUAAUUGCAGUGCCUUCUUACCAUUUAUUUUUUUUCAUUUGAAAAUGCCCAUGCAUUAUAAAGGGAGGCCUUCAUGGAAUAACUCAUUAAAUCUUGUGGUUUCAUUAUUUACGGGAGAAUGUUUGUAUAUCAAAAAUUGUAAGGUUUGUAUAUCAAAAAUCUAGAUAUAAAAACUCAAAAAGGUCGAUUCUUUACCAUUUAAUUUAGAAAUAUUAGGAUAAUAUCUGGGACAAACCUACAAGCAAGAUGACUUGGCAAAGAAAAUGUAUACAAUAUUCGUCUUUCGAUCAAAUGUCGGUUUUCCAAUCCAUGAACAUAAAAAUCACAAGUUCAUUUAUACGAUUUUCAGCUUUAUUGCACAGCACAGUAUAAAAAACCCAAACCAACCAAAAGCACUGGAGCAAAACAAUCCCGACACAUAACAGCAAAAUAUUUAAAUAUGAAUAAUAAAAAAAUAAAAUGUAGAUAUGCAUGUGUCUCUUAAAGGACAAUUCCGGUACAACCCCGUUCUGGUUUGUCUAGGGGGAAAUAGAGUUGUUAACAACGAAAUUUUGAAUAUUGGUCCUGUCUCGAGUAUUUGGCUAAUUUUGAAUCGCCCCUGCCUGCUUAACAAUGGCUGGCUAUGGGCAUUCACAAACCUGUCCUUAAAACAACCCUAAACGUUUGUUUUCAGAAAUGUGAAACUCAUCGAGUGGUUAGUGGUGUUCGUUGAUGUUCCUCAUCAAGUAUCGUAGCGAAAUACAGUUUCUGUCAUGUUUUAUUUGGCAUUUUGUAAAUAGGCAUUUGGUAAAUGCAAUGGAAACCGGACCGGAAACGGAAAGGGGGGGGGUGGUUGUAGUUUUUU